Messenger RNA from Miscanthus lutarioriparius, 216 nucleotides. NCBI's taxonomy places the organism in Eukaryota, Viridiplantae, Streptophyta, Magnoliopsida, Poales, Poaceae. The record is from the annotation of a GenBank genome assembly.
AUGACUCCAAAGUUUGGAGCUAUUGGAGGCUCAGAAGACAGUACAGUCAGGAGAUUACGAAAACGAAGUGGCAAAGUUUUUGGAAUCCCAAGUGGUGGACCAAUGAAGAGUGGCCACAAGCAGAAGAAGAUCCAGAGUGAAGCAUCCAGUAAACAGAUGGUUAAUGAAGGAGUUACAUCCGCUGCGGAUCUGACUCCUCAUGAAAAUGCAGGUUGA